AUGUCGGAACCGUUUAGAGUAUCUAUAAACCCAGACUGCAUCACUGCUUUCAACGAGCUGCGGCUCGGCCGUGAUAAGCCCAAGUAUAUCAUCUUUAAGAUCGCGGACAACCGACGAGAAAUUGUUGUGGAGGAAUCUUCAAAGGAGCAAGACUAUGAAAUUUUUCGUACCAAGCUUGAGGAAGCCAAAGACUCCAAAGGCAACCCGGCUCCAAGAUACGCUGUCUAUGAUGUUGAGUUUGAACUUGAGGGGGGAGAAGGCAAGCGAAAUAAGAUUGUCUUCAUCUCAUGGGUGCCCAACGAGACAGCAACCUUUUGGUCCAUGCUUUAUGCAACCAGCCGACAGACGUUGAAGAAUGCUCUUAACCCGCACACAAGUAUCCAUGCUGACGACAAAUCUGAGCUUGAAUGGAAGAGUGUGCUCAGUGAGGCCAGCGGGCGCAAGGCUACCAAAUAG
Molecule: messenger RNA, 456 nt
Organism: Ophidiomyces ophidiicola
Lineage: Eukaryota; Fungi; Ascomycota; Eurotiomycetes; Onygenales; Onygenaceae
Exons: 4
Coding region: 1-456 (151 amino acids)
Biological process (GO): cell motility; actin filament severing; actin filament depolymerization
Cellular component (GO): cytoplasm; actin cytoskeleton; actin cortical patch
Molecular function (GO): actin filament binding
Source: RefSeq, a predicted model, not a curated record